AUGGCCAAGAGCCCUUUCCUCGAUUGCAGGUUGCAGCAGUUGACUGUCGCUGUACUUCAGGGCACAGCGAUGGGUGCUGGCAUUGGCCUGGUGUGCGCUUGUGACUAUGUAAUUUCAGUUAAAGGUGCCUUCUUCACCAUGAGCGAAGCAAAGCUUGGAGCAGUUCCCUCUGCAGCAUUGCCGUACAUCACAAGGCGGUGCACUUUCAUCAAGAAUGUGUAUCAGUUGGUUUUGGCUGGUGCCAGAAUAAAUGCAGAGGUUGCAGAGGAAUAUGGAUUUGUUGACAAGGUUGUAGACGAGGCAAAAGAUCUCGAGGUUGAAAGCCAAGCGGUAUGCGAUCGGAUGACGCUUUGUGCGCCUGGUGCUGUGGCUGCCACCAAAGAAGUUGUCAUGAAUACUGUGGGUGUGCCACCCUCCUCUUUCAUGAUGAACUAUGUGGCCAGCAUCGUGGCUGAUAUCCGCAAAGGCCCGGAGAGCAAGGCCGGCAUGGAGGCAGUUCAGAGCAAAUCUCGUCCAAAAUGGGCAGACACCGCAAUUGCGCCGUGA
Molecule: messenger RNA, 546 nt
Organism: Durusdinium trenchii
Lineage: Eukaryota; Dinophyceae; Suessiales; Symbiodiniaceae
Source: the annotation of a GenBank genome assembly